Lonchura striata (white-rumped munia) is the source of this 996-nucleotide messenger RNA. RefSeq names its product ribonuclease P/MRP subunit p14 (gene RPP14). Gene Ontology annotation, biological process: tRNA 5'-leader removal. Gene Ontology annotation, molecular function: ribonuclease P RNA binding. The record is from RefSeq and is a predicted model, not a curated record. Gene Ontology annotation, cellular component: multimeric ribonuclease P complex; nucleolus. NCBI's taxonomy places the organism in Eukaryota, Metazoa, Chordata, Aves, Passeriformes, Estrildidae.
CCCGCGCGGCCGCCGUAGACGGGGCGGGCAAUGGCGGCGGCCGCGUUCGAGCGGCGCGUGCUGCGGCGCGCGGCCGAGCACCACUAUCUGCGCGUGCGCCUGGAGCUGCCCGACGGCGGGGCCCGGCCGAACGCCGCGCAGUUCAAGCAGCUCGUGGUGACGGCGCUGAGGGAGCUGCACGGGGAGGUUGGAGCAGCUUUGCCUGUUGAUGUCCUAACAUAUGAGGAAAAAACUCUGUCUGCCAUAUUAAGAGUAAUUAGCAGUGGCCUUGUCAAGCUGUGGAGUGCUCUAACCUUGCUGGGCUUCUACCAGAACAGGAGGUGUGCCUUCCGGGUGCUGCAGACAUCUCCGUUUCUACUUGCGUUAUCUGGCAACAGUAGAGAAUUAUCCUUGGACUGAAUGCAGUUGUUGGUUCAGCUGCAUGCAGGAGAAGUUCCUGGAAAUGUUGUGGCCCUUCAGGCGUGGAAUUUCUGGUGGGAUUUUCCAACAAAGAGCCCUGACAAAACCAACAUUUAUCAACUCACUGCUUGGACAUGCCGUAUUUCAGAACUUACAUGUAAAAGUUGGAGACAAAGCUGAACUUAGUAAGGCUUUUACACAGAAUGAUGUAGUUACCUUUUCUUAUUUAACAGGUGACACAAAUCCUUUGCAUUUAAAUGAAGAGUUUGCACAGAAGUCUAGGUUUGGGAGAACUGUUGUACAUGGAGUUCUCAUCAAUGGACUUAUUUCUGCAGUUCUGGGUACCAAAAUGCCUGGUCAAGGAUGUAUAUUUCUUUCCCAGGAGAUUCGUUUUCCAGCUCCUUUGUAUGUUGGUGAAGAAGUCACAGCUGCAGCAGAAGUGAAACGACUGAAGGGUUCUGUUGCACACAUUUCUGUAUCGUGUCAGGUCAGAGAAAGUGGGAAAACUGUUAUGGAAGGGAUGGUGAAAGUCAUGGUGCCAGAGAGUUAGAACUGUUCAUCAUGUGCAACUUCAGCAUAAAGGCCAGAACCAAUGUA